GAAUCAUGGAAGGAACUAACCAUUUGAGCUGCAAGGUCAUACAACACUUCCAAGAAUUUAUUUAGACAAACACAAAUGCGACUGGUUUUUUUUAAUGAGUGAGGCCCAUUAAAGAAAUAGUAUGAUAUUAUAGGCCCAAACAAUCCCAAAACCCUUGGCCUUUUUCUGUCGCGCUAAACCCUACGAUCUAGAACCUUCCGUCUUAUGUGUCUCUGCCCCAAAUUAAAAACUCAGAAACCCUAGAAAAUUCCGAUUCAUCAACUGAGAGAGAAGAAGAAUUGAGAAAUGAUGAAGCGUCUGAUCCCAACGUUCAACCGCAUCUUGGUGCAGAGAGUCAUCCAGCCCGCUAAAACCGAAAGCGGCAUUCUCCUACCUGAGAAAUCCUCCAAGCUGAACUCAGGCAAGGUGAUAGCUGUUGGACCUGGAUCAAGGGAUAAGGACGGGAAAUUGAUUCCGGUCUCUGUGAAGGAAGGCGACACUGUUCUUCUUCCAGAGUACGGUGGUACACAGGUCAAGCUCGGCGAGAACGACUAAUCAUGUUCAGGAAUCAUUAUCCAUUAAUUAGAUUAAUGGAUGGAACUAAGGGAAUUACUUGUAAGACUGUGAAGAUAUUGAAAAUUUUGUAACAGAGGAUUUAAAAACAUUUUGAUCAAUGUUUAAUAAUGCCAAUUUGAACACCAGAUUUACAUAUUGAUUGGUGGGUUGAUUUUAGAAACGAAUAAGAAAUUACAAAUGAAGAAGAAUUUGACUCAAAGUGAGUAACUUUUGUGUUUGUGUGAUGGACGCAGGUACCAUCUCUUCCGGGACGAGGAUGUUUUGGGAACUUUGCACGAGGAUUGAAAAGGCUAAGCUUGCCAACUUAACCACGAGGGUUCAUGUUGGUGUUUGUGUUAUGAGGAGAAGUCAUUUAUAAAUUAGUUUAUCUUGAAGAUGUGGUUGGACUUUGUUGUCGUUUAUCAUUGAAUCUACCUUUAUGAACCUGUCUUUGAAUUUUUACAAAUGGGCAUCAAUCACAUGGAUAACCCAAGUGUUGCAUCUUCUCAUUUUGUGCUUUUCCGUAAUCUGUGGAUGCUUUUCGUUUACGUUUAGGCAGCAACUUCAAUAGCCAAUGUAGACGAUAGCUUAGUUGACUUUGCUUAUUCAUGAUCAUGCUAUAACAAAAGAAAUAAGCUCAUUUGGCCGCAUGGCUUUUUUUAUAUAGCAUCUCCUUCUUCACAUAUUGACAACUGAAUCAGGUCGAGAAGUAGGUCCAUGUCUAUGCAUUCUGAAAGUUGUGUCUUU
Messenger RNA from Arabidopsis thaliana (thale cress), 1281 nucleotides. RefSeq names its product chaperonin 10 (gene CPN10). The record is from RefSeq and is marked reviewed. The transcript has 3 exons. The coding region runs from base 286 to 534 and encodes 82 amino acids. Lineage: Eukaryota; Viridiplantae; Streptophyta; Magnoliopsida; Brassicales; Brassicaceae. Gene Ontology annotation, molecular function: ATP binding; protein folding chaperone. Gene Ontology annotation, cellular component: mitochondrion. Gene Ontology annotation, biological process: protein folding.